AGUAUAUCGGAGAGUGAAGGCUAUAUAGGGGAGGUGCAAACUCGUUCCGCGAAAACUCGGAACAAGGUUGCAGACGAUCGUUUGUGUGAGUGGAGCAGACGACAUGAUGCGGAGCGUGGGGAUUGUCUUCUGCUUCUUACUUGCCGGAGUCGGAUGCACUUAUGGACAAAACAUCAGGAACGACGACACCAUGAUAGAUGUGUCGGCUGGAUGGCUCUGUGAGGGCUUGGAGUGUCCAUCAGGCACGGAGUGUACCUUGGAGCAGGGCAAAUGCACCCCUGAAGACUGCUCGCUUAAGCCAUCUUGUUCUCCUCGGUUACCGAAGUGCAAGGGCUGCAAGCGGGGUUGCGCUCACGCAAUUAUCGCCCGCGGAGCAACCAUAGGCUGCCAUCCCUGCCUCUGCGAGAUUUCUGUUCGAAGGAGCCUCGUAGAGCAAAUCAAAGAAGCACGUGCUCUGGAAGCUGCUCCGAAUGUGACGAAGGAAGACGUCCCGGAGGAACAUCGUGCUUCAGAAGAAGAUACAAAGGAAACAUCACCAGAAACCCCACUAGCGGAAGACGAACUACACCCAGGAAUCCACCAGGGAACGUUGAAAUCUGUGGAAGAAUCGACAGACGGCGAAACCCCAGUUGUUGUCGUCUACGAGGCCGUUGUUGUGGAAGAGCCUCAGCCGAACUAGAUUGUUCAUUUUCACUGCACUGCUUGUGCACCUGGAAAUCUAGGUUACAUUAUAUACAUAUAUAUAAAAAAAAAUAUGGAGACGUUAAUGGGAACGCAGUCAGGACUGGCUACUCCGUUCACAGCUAACUGUGCCCGGCAUGCUUACGGCGUUUCGUUAUAGGCUAAGCUCUCCACAAGCAAAUAACGAAACGACGAACUGACUUUGAAAGUAUGCCGGCCACGGAAGCGGGACUUCCGAGAUGCUUAAUUGUUACUGGAAUGUUAAAUCAUUAACGUUGUUCCACAGGGUAAGACAGAUUAGAGCACUGCACGGGCUUACCCGAAAACCCGAGCCCGGACCGGACCGGCACGGCCCGUGGGCCUGGCCGGAUAAAGCUUUCUUUUUGCUUGAGUGGGCUGGGCUCGGGUGGGGCCAUUAUGGGCCCGGCCCGUACAUUGUCGAGCCUAGCUCGGGCACGAGUCUGUGUGGCCCGUCUGUUAGUUAGCCACGGACAAAUUUUACAGGCUGAUACACUGGGCCAAGCUUGGGCAAGUCCUAGGCUAGGUAUGCAGCCGUCGGGCCAGGCCCGGGCGGGUAAAUCAAAGGAUGGCCGGGCUCGGGCCGGGUCUGGGACUAAGAAUGUGGCCCGUGCAGUCCUCUAAGACAGAUCCCUGUAGCGCUUAAACGAGCGACUGUAUGUGUUUCUACUCAAAGCCACACCGGCGGUGGCACGCUUUGCUAAUAAAUGGUUUGUUUGAAAGAUA
This is a messenger RNA of Ornithodoros turicata, 1425 nucleotides long. RefSeq lists its product as uncharacterized. Lineage: Eukaryota; Metazoa; Arthropoda; Arachnida; Ixodida; Argasidae. Bases 104 to 679 code for a protein of 191 amino acids. The transcript has 5 exons. The record is from RefSeq and is a predicted model, not a curated record.